AUGAAGUCGAAGCAGCCCGAUCUGAGCCAGCCUCAGCCCUCGCUGCCCGAGUACUUCGGCUAUGCCGAAGAGGAGUUGGAGAAGUACUGCUCGGUGUUCAAGGGUCUUCAUCCGGAGGUGGAUGAUCCUAUUGAGCAGGAGACCGACUUGACGGCGAUUAUGGUGGCGGGGAGCGGCGCGGAGCAUGGCCGCACGAAGCUUCUUAGUGGGGUGAUCAAGCCGCAGAGGACCCUCACGCAGAUCAGGUCUACCCUCACCACCGGCGACCCACCGGUCGCGCCUCCUCGACACCGUCGUACGGAUGCUCACUUUGAGGCCGCCUACGCGGCCGCUUAUGAGAACUAUUUGACGGUUGUAGCAGAGUGGGACCUCAAGAGAGCGGCUUGGGAAGAGUACCAGGAGGCGACGAGUCGUGCGGUCAGGACGUUCUUCCAGACUGGAGAGAGGAUCGCACUUCCGGCCGAGGAGCCAGCUAGGCCGGGGCCGACUCCAGUGUGCCCAUCGAGGGAAGCUUUCGCGGCCACAUACUACGCACGGACUCCGGGCACGGGAAGUUCGCGGAACCGACCCUCUCCUGGUUCGUCGCGCGAGGGCACACCGAUGCACCCCGGCCGCCAUUCUCCCGGUGCUUCAGGGUUUUCACCUGCUGGCGAUGGUUCAGGCCAUGGUUCUACUUCGGUCUACCUCGACAAAGGCCGGACGCCUGAAUUUACGAGUCGGGAACCUGGUUGGACCCCCUGA
Messenger RNA from Lolium perenne, 741 nucleotides. RefSeq lists its product as uncharacterized. The record is from RefSeq and is a predicted model, not a curated record. Gene Ontology annotation, biological process: transposition. Lineage: Eukaryota; Viridiplantae; Streptophyta; Magnoliopsida; Poales; Poaceae.